AAUUUUAAAGAAAUAAAAUACUCCCUAAUAUAAAAAAGGAGUUCUUCACACAUAAUUGGAAUUAAGUAUAAAUGCAAUUAGUUAGUGAGUUAUUAAAUGAUUUUUUUUCUAGCGAUGUGCAAUACUGCAAGAGUGUGUAACUUCUGAAAGCUACUUUUUUAUUAUGUUUGCUGGGAAUGUGGGUUUUGGUACAUGUUUUCAUCUAUUUUCUACCAAAUUUUGUAAUAGUUUUUUGUAUAUUAUACAAGCAUCUAUUUAUUGUUCAUAUUAGUGGCAUUCUUUUAUUCAUUCAUUUUCUUAUAAUUGCAGAGAUCUGGGUAUGAAGUUUACUUACUUGAAGCCCCAUACACGGACCCAGUGGGGUGUGCAGCACGGAAUGUGCAUGGUUUUACACUGAGUGAAAUACAGAAGUGGACUGAUGAGUGGGAAGAGGCUCCAUCAAUGUACUUGAAACUUGAUAUUAAGUCAUUAAUUCACGGGGAUGAUCUUGAGCAUGGUGCGAUACAAGAGGUAGACAUGGACAUGGAAGAUGGAGAUGCAUCAGCAGGACCAUCUACUUCUGAACAAGGGAUUAGCGGGAGUGCUGUAGUACCACCAAUGGAAAUAUGUUCCGAUGGUCAUUCUAAAAGUGUUUUGAGUUGGGAUGAUGACGAAUCAGAACAUCCAAUUAGUUUAGUGAAUGAUAUAGGGAAGAGUAAAUGGUCAACUGAUCUGGAUGAGGAUGAUGUGCCAAAAUAUGAAAAUACUCACAAGAAAUCAAAUGGCUCUGGUUUCAUCCAAUCUUCUCGAAAAGAAGGUAAAACAGUAUGUUGGGGGGAUCAGGCUGCCAAAGCGGGGUUUUCAAUAGGAGCAAAAAAAGCGGCUAAUGUAUCAUUAGUCAUUGGUCCUGGGGCAGGAUACAACUUGAAAUCAAACCCCAUUGCUGAAGGAGAAGAGAGUAUGCCAUCAAUUGGUGGGUGGCAGACGAAGAGGAGGCAGGGGGUGUUCCAAGAACAAUUGCGGGCUGAGCAAGAGUCCUUCAAGGCUGUUCUUGACAAAAGGCGUCAGCGAGUUGGGGGAUUUGUUGGAGAUGAGGAGUGAGUACGUCCAAUUCGUUUGUGUAAUAUUGCCAUUGAUCGUUUAGUGUAUAAGUUGGUCGGUAUUAGUACAUUAUAGGAGAGAUUAUAAGACGAAUGCAUGAGAUAUCAGAUGAACAACAUUCUUUACUGUGUUUGUUUGUUGUACUAGUGUACAUUAUAUAAUAUUGAGCACAAGUUUGAAGGGAAAGGCCUU
This is a messenger RNA of Cuscuta campestris, 1272 nucleotides long. The record is from the annotation of a GenBank genome assembly. NCBI's taxonomy places the organism in Eukaryota, Viridiplantae, Streptophyta, Magnoliopsida, Solanales, Convolvulaceae.